AUGACACCGGAGCAAAGGAAAGCUUAUAACCAGAAGCGAUACACGCCGAAACGUAAGCGUCUCGAAAAUAUGGAAAAUGGUGAGGGUAAUUCAAGGCGCAAACGUAAUCACGAAGAGCAGUUUGACGCAUUGUCGUCUCUGGAACGAGAUGUCAUCAAGCGGACACAGCAGGCCCAACAGGCACUGAUGCGCCAACAGCGUGGUGGCACGACAACAAAUGCUAACACUGGCACCUACUUGACCACACAUGUUGUGCAGCAGCAGCAGCAGCAGCAACCACAGCAGACCACCACUGUUCUGCCGAAUACAACGUUAAUCCCGAACAACGGCAGCGUGAUCUCGAAUGCCACGGUGCUCGCCACGCAGAUUCAGCCAUCGCAGAUCCAGGCAACUCCGAUGCAACCCACACAACACCUGCAGCAGCAGCAACCACAAAUGCAGCAGCAGACGAUGGCUCAAAUACCGCAGCAAGUCCAGGUGCAGCAGAUCCAUCCACAGCAGCCGCAGCAGCAGCAGCAACCGCAACAGAUCCAAUAUACUGUGACGCCAAAUGGACAGAUGAUGGUGGGCCAGCAUGUGCAGCAGCAGCAGCAAUUGCUUACUCCCUAUACAACAGUGCCUCCACGAGCCUGA
Molecule: messenger RNA, 633 nt
Organism: Gongylonema pulchrum
Lineage: Eukaryota; Metazoa; Nematoda; Chromadorea; Rhabditida; Gongylonematidae
Source: the annotation of a GenBank genome assembly